GCCAUAAAGCCAACCCCUACCGCUUCCAGGUAAAUUUCUACACAAAUAUCUCCUCUCUGCACGCAAGCGCAAUCAAUCCUCGAAUCUCUCUCUCUCUGCAAAUUUGUGGACUGCCGAAAUGGCUGCACCUAGUCGAGAAGCAGUCGACACCUUCAUGAGCAUCACCGGCGUGUCCGAGGACGUCGCCGUUCAGAAACUCGAGGAACAUCUUGGAGAUCUCAAUGCAGCUGUUAAUGCACAUUUUAAUGAAGGGGACAGAAGAAUCUUACCUGAAGCAUCAACUGCUGCUCCUGAGAAUGAUGCCAUGGAAAUAGAUGAACCUAUUCAAGUUGGGUCACGGGGACCUCCAUUCUCGCUUUUACCUUCUGCUAGAAAUUUGAGUCCUUUCUCUAUUCUUGAUCCCGAAUUCGGUAGAAGUUUAUUUGACAGUGGCCCUGGUUCCCGUUCUCCAUUUGUUUCCCAUCCAAGAGAAGUUAGAGAGAUUCCAAUUGAGGUAAAGGAUGGGAGUGAAAGAUCAGGUCAUUCAGGCCUUGCACCUACCAUAGAGGAUGUUACCGGAACUGAACAUGCAGUUGGCCCAGAAACUCAUGGGACUGUUGUAAUUGACGAGAAUGAUGAAGAUUCUCCAGCUGCUCCAUCUGGACACAUUGGUCUUUCAAAUGAGCAGAAAGAUGAUGUGCUGGGUGGUAAUUCUCAUGAUCAUAGGGCAAGUGCCCCACAAAUUGAUAACUCGCCUGACUACAGCAAUGACAUAGAAGAAGAAAUGGUUCGUGCUGCUAUUGAAGCAUCAAAAAGGGAAGCUAUAAAAGAUUAUCCAAAUCAGCAAUUUGAUGUUCAUGAUGACGUAAGCAACCCUGGUACUCAACAAAGGCAAACUCACUUAGAGGAUGAUGAACUUGCACAUGCAGUUUCUUUAUCAUUGAAGACAGCGGAGCAAGAGAAAGCUUUGCGCGAGCAGGGAGAAAACAUUGGAGCAUUAGAAUGGGAAGCGUCUAAGUCUGUGGAGCUGCAAAAUAUGGGGAAAAUGAUAUCAUCAAAUGGAAGCUGUUAUCUUGACAGGCACACUUCAAGGAGAUCUAGGUUGGACAUAGGAAGCUCAUCUGUCCAAGGGGAAGCUGAGGACGUGGAAGAGCAGCCGCUGCUCAGGCAUAGAAGUGGGCGCAUGUCUUCUGCUUCCAUUAACCCUGACCAAGAAAUUGGGGAAAUUGAUGUUACGCCCCCAUUGAGUGCUGGACAGCGUAGUAGUAUUGAUCAUCCACCGCACAAUGGGAAUGAUUUUCAGUCUGAUGAGUGGGGUGGCAUCUCAUCUGAGGAACAUGAUGAAGCAAUUAUGCUGGAGGCUGCACUCUUUGGCGGAAUUCCUGAAGGGAGCAGAUAUCAUUUUCCUCAUGGCCCUCAUCAACUCAUGCAUAAUGAUUUAGAUAGAACUUCAGACCUUUAUCCUCAGCGAGUACCUCGUCCCCCAUCACCUGGUCUUGCAGCUCAGCGUUUGAUUAGGGAACAACAGGAUGAUGAAUAUCUUGCAUCACUGCAAGCUGAUAGAGAAAAAGAACUGAAGGCGAUUCAAGAAGCUGAAGCUGCUCUUGAAGAAGAAAGGCAAAAGGAAGAAGAGGCACGUAGAAAAUUGCAGGAGGAGCAGGAGAUUGAGAGACAACUGGCUGCAAAGGAAAGUUCUCUUCCUCAUGAACCAACUAUAGAUGAUGAGAAUGCUGUAAAUCUUCUAGUGAGGAUGCCAGAUGGCAGUCGACAUGGUCGUCGGUUUCUGAGGUCUGAUAAGUUACAGUUCCUUUUCGACUUCAUUGAUGUUGGCAGGGCAGUCAAGCCUGGCACCUACAGAUUGGUGAGGCCAUACCCUCGGCGUGCUUUUAGCGACGGAGAGGGCUCAUCGACUCUGAAUGAAGUGGGCUUGACCAGCAAGCAAGAAGCUCUAUUUCUGGAGCUGAUUUAGCUUUCAUAUUAUGGUCGUCCUGUAAAGCUCUAAAAGAUUUCACCAGAAAAUUGCUAGUCCUCUUUGAAGCCUUACAAAUACAUACACAAUUAGAGAGGGAUCGUUGGAUGCUUUAUUUGUGGUAUUUGGUUGGAAUAGGAACAGAAACAGAAACAGGAACAGGGGGCCAAACAGAAAUGUGCUUCUUCUGUGGCCAAAAAGAGCAGAAACUGGAUGUGUUUGAAUUUAGGUGUUUUGACUGACGGCUUGUGGGGAAUGUAUAUGACUUCUUUAUGGCUUAGGUCAGAAUUACAACUUUGCUUGUCUUCCGUAA
Molecule: messenger RNA, 2261 nt
Organism: Diospyros lotus (date-plum)
Lineage: Eukaryota; Viridiplantae; Streptophyta; Magnoliopsida; Ericales; Ebenaceae
Product: plant UBX domain-containing protein 8-like
Exons: 11
Coding region: 119-1948 (609 amino acids)
Molecular function (GO): ubiquitin binding
Source: RefSeq, a predicted model, not a curated record